Molecule: messenger RNA, 1445 nt
Organism: Sesamum indicum (sesame)
Lineage: Eukaryota; Viridiplantae; Streptophyta; Magnoliopsida; Lamiales; Pedaliaceae
Product: Cysteine proteinases superfamily protein
Biological process (GO): protein deubiquitination
Molecular function (GO): cysteine-type deubiquitinase activity
Source: RefSeq, a predicted model, not a curated record
GGACGAGGUUCUUUGGUUGUCAAGAAAAGUUUUUGAUCAGACUCCUGCAAACGCUUCGUUAGAUCACACAUAAAAUUUCCAUGUAUGAGCUAGAUCCUGAUGUUGUUCGGUGGGGUCUUCACCUCAUAGAUGUUUGCUCUUUGACGAAUGAUGGUUCUCAACGAACUAUUACUUGUUAUGAGAAGGACAUCUCGAUGACUGAGUCUGUGGAAGAAGGUUUUAAUGAUCCAGCAUACUCUAUCAUGGAGAAUGACGAAGUAAUUGCUCAAGCUCUUCAGGAAGAAUUAUCAAGGCUUGCUGUUGUCGAGGCAUCAGGAUCUGCGUCUUCAGGGGAACAAUAUCAGAAAGCAUCUGUUCUUGCUCAGGAUUGGGUUGGUCCUUCAGAACGACACUUAAAUUCUGAGUAUCAAAGUAAUCAAGAAGAGGAGGGAAACAAUGAUGCAGUUUUAGUUGAACCUGAAGAAUCAUCAAUGGAGAAUGAGGAUCAGAAUGUCUUACCAGAGAUAGAAGAUGAAUCAGUUCUUGAUGACGAGUUGGGCAAAAGGCUGAAUCAGAUGGUCCCGGUUCCUCAUGUUCCUAAAAUUAAUGGAAACAUACCGUCUGUUGAUGAGGCCACAUCUGAUCAUGAGAGGCUGUUGAACAGAUUGCAGUUAUACGACUUAGAAGAACUAAAAAUUCUGGGAGAUGGGAACUGUCAGUUCCGUUCGUUGUCGGAUCAAAUAUAUCGGAGCCCAGAUCAUCACAAAUUUGUGAGAGAGCAAGUAGUGAACCAGCUUAAGUCCCGAGCUGAGCUGUAUGAAGAUUAUGUUCCCAUGGCUUAUAGUGAUUACUUGAAGAAAAUGAGCAAAAAUGGGGAAUGGGGCGAUCAUAUCACAUUGCAGGCUGCGGCAGAUUGGUUCGGCAUCAAGAUCUUUGUCAUUACGUCGUUCAAGGAUACAUGCUAUAUUGAGAUUCUUCCACAAAGUCAGAAGUCAAAUAGAACUAUAUUCUUGAGCUUCUGGGCUGAAGUGCACUAUAACUCGAUUUAUCCGUUAGGAGAACUGCCAUCGGUGGAGGAGAAGAAAAAGAAGCGAUGGUGGUGGUGACGACGAAUUUUGAUCGAACAAUUGAAUUUUUUUGCAUCUUAUGGCAAGUUUCAACAUCACGGAUGAGAAGAGGGUUUGGCUUCUUUAUACAGUUGCUUACACUGUACAUAAGAAUUUUAAUGACAUAUUUUUGCUUCUAUUCAUUCAUUGUUGCUGCCCUUCUUUUCUUAUUUAUUUUUGUAAAUAUAAAGACAUUCAUUUUAUUUAGUUUGUAAAUUAGAUAUGUGAAAAGGCCCCAUUUUUUAUUUUAUUUAUUUAUUCUAAUUGUGUUCUCAACUUAUUAUAUGUCUACCUAAGAACUUUUAGAAUUUAUUGUAUCUUCGUAAAAGUAGCAACUUAAUAUAAUGCAACUACCAUACA